Hyaloperonospora brassicae is the source of this 1179-nucleotide messenger RNA. The record is from the annotation of a GenBank genome assembly. Lineage: Eukaryota; Oomycota; Peronosporomycetes; Peronosporales; Peronosporaceae.
AUGUUCCUCUGGCGCUCUCGUCGCCCGGAGGAUGGCAUCCAGCAGGCGAUGGAGGCGGCAGUGGCGGCCGAUAAGGCAGAGAAGUACGAGGAGGCAGUGGGACUAUACGCUGCCGGUAUUGAGAAGAUGAUGGUGCAGUUCUCGCAGCUACCGGACGAUGCGUCCAGGACGCAGUUGAGGCACAAGAUCAAUGAGUACAUGUUGAGAGCCGAGUACCUGAAGUAUCAGAUGGUAGAGCAGCACACUCUGAAGCAGACGCCGAUACAAAGAGCCGAGUACACAAAGAAGCACACAGCACAUGCUCAUGCUAUCUUGGACGAGGUGCUAGACCGCUCACCGGGGGUGCGAUGGACGGACAUUGCAGGAUUGAGCGUUGCAAAGCAGAUCUUGCAGGAAGCUGUCAUACUACCCACAUUGCGUCCAGACUUGUUUACGGGCUUGCGGGCCCCACCUCGCGGGGUGCUUUUGUUUGGUCCACCGGGAACGGGGAAAACUUUGUUGGCGAAAGCUGUCGCGACGGAAGCAAACGCAACUUUCUUCAAUAUCUCUGCGUCGUCUUUGACGUCCAAGUGGGUAGGUGAAGGCGAGAAGUUGGUCCGAGCGCUUUUCGAGAUGGCGCGAGAGCUUCAGCCGUCUGUGGUGUUUAUGGAUGAGAUCGACGCUUUGUUGGCGGCAAGAUCGGCAUCUGAGAAUGACGCAAGUCGAAGGAUCAAAAACCAGUUUUUCACGGAAUUAGACGGAGCGGCAUCAUCACAGGAAGACCGGGUUCUUGUCAUGGGUGCUACGAACCUCCCCCAGGAGCUGGAUGAGGCCAUCAUACGACGCUUAGAGAAGCGCAUUUACGUGCCUCUUCCAGAUGCUUCAUCUCGUGAAGGGCUUUUCCGGCAUCUACUACAAGGCAGCCACAAAUUUUCCUUGUCGUCCAGGGAGAUCAAGCACAUAGUGAAGUCAACCGAGGGCUAUUCCGGCAGUGAUCUCAAGGCUGUGUGCAAAGACGCGGCUCUCGGUCCAAUCCGUGAGCUCGGCGCAAAAGUCGCGAGUGUGAAAGUCGAAGACGUGCGAGGUAUCAACGCGUCGGACUUUCAGGUGGCUCUUGAGCGAGUACGCCCAAGCGUGUCGGCGACGACGAUAGAGGCUCUUGUUGCAUGGAAUGAACAGUACGGAGUGUCUGCAGUAUGA